Messenger RNA from Mustela erminea (ermine), 1291 nucleotides. Its product is annotated as ovomucoid-like. Gene Ontology annotation, molecular function: protein binding. Lineage: Eukaryota; Metazoa; Chordata; Mammalia; Carnivora; Mustelidae. The record is from RefSeq and is a predicted model, not a curated record. Bases 333 to 584 code for a protein of 83 amino acids. The transcript is spliced from 4 exons.
ACAGAGGGAACUCUGGUGGAUGAAUCACAUUGUUCCUUUUGGGAAAAGAUGAAAACUUUCUUUGUGGCUAUUUUGGCUACCAGCUAUUUCUCAUGUAAGGAUUUGUCAAAGAACUUGGGGGAGGGAGUAAACAUUUGAUUUUCUUCUAAGGGAUGAAACAAGCCAACAGGAACUGUUUUCUAGAUGUACUGAUUUUUGAAACUUUGAAAUUUCUCUCAGAGAUGAAUUGACUACCUCAACCAGAAUGAAUGGCACUGGUGAAUCCAUUUUUCCAUAUUCUAAAAACUCUGCCAUAAGCAGGUUCAGACGUGAGAUAUCUUAAAAGAUGAUCGAUGAGAGAUAUUUUUGGUCAACGUCCAGUCAAGGGCGUUUCAUGCAGUUAUUAUGAAAGGACGUCUAUACAAAAGAAACAUACAUGCUCCAUAAGAGUCAGCCCGUUAUGUGCUUCUAAUAAUGUUACAUAUUCUAAUACCUGCGUGUACUGCUUCGCUAACAUUUGUAUGAAAACUCACGCUUUUCAACCCAAGACUAAAGCAGCAAGUCCCAGCACUGAGUCAGAAGGUUGGGUCCUGCCCCGUGGUUGAGCGGUAACUGGGAACUCUGAUAAGACCUCCCUACCUCAACUUCUCAUCGACACGUCUGAGAUAAGAUUUCCUGCUUUACUUCCUAAAUACAUUAUGAACACUGACUCUUCUUUCCUGGUAUUUUCAAACAUACAAAGCUCUUUGCGGCUUCGGGACCUUUGGGCAAACUGUCCUCUCUCCUACAAGAAUUUUUUCCCCAGCUUUUCAUAGGACUUGUUCUUCUCAUUAUCUGAGCUUCAGUCUAAAUGCAUCUCCCUUAUAGAUGCCUCCCCUGGCCAUCCUACCUAAAAUAGAUUUACCUCUGAUAGUUUCCAUGUGCUUCUGUUUCCUUCAUAAUCUUUAGCGUAACUGCCAGAUAUUUUAUUUUGCUGUUUAUGUUUGGCCUGUCACCAAAAAUAAGCUCCACGAAGUCAGAGGGCAGGUUUGGGAUUUAUUCUCAGCACUUAAUACAGUGUCUAGUGCCAAGUAAGCACCAUAAGUACUUGUUGAAUGAAUGAACAAAUGAGCAAAUGGGUUCUUAAGGGGGGUGAAUGGGACCCUGGGCAUAAAAAGCAUUUUUAAAUUUAAAGCACCUUUUUAUAAGUAAUUCAUUUUUUUAGUUUUAGAAGUACUGCAUUGGCUUAAUCUCUCAGCUGAGUUGGUGGUUAAGACUAAAGGCUCUGACUCUAUAGACUAGGAUUGAAAUUUGAGGUCUUCUAUUUAAACCA